UUUUUACAUUUCUGAAUUUCUCAUUUCUCUUUCUUUCUUUCUUUCUCUCUCUCCUUCCUUUCUCCCUUUUUUUUUUCUUAACUUAUAAAAUAGCAACAUUGGAAAUAAUAUUACGGAAUUUUUUAUCAUUGAUGGAUAGAAUGUUUAAUGCAACAGGGGUUGAGAAUGAUAAUUUAGACUAUGAUGGUAAAAGCAAUAAAAAGAAACGUUGAAAUAAAUAGAAAAUAAUAAAAAAAAAAGUAAUGAAUUCCAAACUCAGUCUUUAUCUUUCUUCAUGUUUUUCAUUAAAAAAAUAAAGAUAAUGAUUCACAAUCAAACAGUGAUGAUUCACUCCAAGGUUGGAUUAGUUGGUUUUGUUCACUUUCAGGGCAUAAUUAUUAUGUUGAAGUUCCUGAAGAGUUUAUAGAAGAUGAGUUUAAUUUGACUGGACUUUCAGCGAUUGUGCCGUUUUAUAAUGAAGCACUAGAAAUGAUAUUAGAUAUUGAACCUGAAGAAAUUUCAGAUGAAGAAGAAGAAGAAGAAAAUGAUAAUGAAGAAGAAGAGGAUGAUGGAUUUUGGAAAGAAAAGCCAUUACAACGUCGUCAUAAAGGUUGGGUAGAUCCAAACGUGAUUGAGCCUUAUGCAAUUAUGCUCUAUGGACUUAUUCAUCAACGUUAUUUAUUAACACGUAAUGGGUUGCGUAUUAUGGCAGAACGUUAUUCGAAUGAAUAUUUUGGUGUUUGUCCUCGUUAUUAUUGUUAUAAAUGUCCUGUUAUUCCCUGUGGUCGUUAUGAUGAGAUAUCACGUGAAAGUGUUCGAUUAUAUUGUCCAUCUUGUAUGGAUCUUUAUUAUCCGUCUAAUCCUUUAUUUCAAAAUAUUGAUGGUGCCUAUUUUGGAACUACUUUUGCACAUUUAAUGUUUGAAACAUAUCCUGAGUUAACUCCAAAGGCUAAACCACAUAUAUAUCAACCACGCAUUUAUGGAUUUAGAAUAAAUGAAAAAUCUCGAUCUGGUCCUAGAAUGCAGUGGCUAAGAAUGAGACCUGAGGAAUAUAUUGAAUAUAGUGAAGAAGAAGAAAACAGAGAAGAAGAAGAAGAAGUAGCGGCUAAUAAGUUAUUAGUGAAUCCAUUGCGGGCAGUGGAUCAACAAAAGGUAGCAGAAGAUGGAACUGCAAGUCUUACAAAUAAGGUUGAAAGAUGGAGGGUGAAAGAUAUAACGAGUAUAAAUCAAUUAUUCCGAAGGUUCUUUUAAAACAUGAAAUUACUCUUCUUCCAUUAAAGAAACCUUGUAUGGACAAGGAGGGGGAAAAAAUAAAAUAAAAUACAUUACAUAAUAAACAGA
Molecule: messenger RNA, 1320 nt
Organism: Cokeromyces recurvatus
Lineage: Eukaryota; Fungi; Mucoromycota; Mucoromycetes; Mucorales; Mucoraceae
Product: casein kinase II, regulatory subunit
Exons: 3
Coding region: 469-1230 (253 amino acids)
Cellular component (GO): protein kinase CK2 complex; cytoplasm
Molecular function (GO): protein kinase regulator activity
Source: RefSeq, a predicted model, not a curated record